AAAGCCACACUCGCAGAAAACGGUUACCCUAACCGAUUUAUUGACAGCAACAUGAAAGAUAAGCAGUCUAAACUGGUCACCGACUCAGUUCCAAAGAAAACCUUAUUCAUGAACUUGGAAUUCAAAGGAGAUCAAGCUUCAGAUAUGCUCAAAAAUCGUCUCUCUAAAUCAGUCAGUAAGACGUUCCUUGCAGCAAAAUUACAUAUGACGUUCACGAGCCACAAAUUGUUCUCUAUCUCUGUAAAAGAUAAGCUCCACUGUAUGACCGCCUCCAUGUGCAUCUAUCAGUUCACCUACUCUCGUGGAGCAAGGUACAUUGGCCGUAGUCAAAGGACGCUCCCCACACGGAUACGAGGACAUAUUCCAGCUGCAUGGUUUUACAAGGGAGAAAGGAAAUGUGUGCGAAGCUCUAUUCUGGAACACCUGAUCAACUUCUGUCAACCCUGACCAUGAUUUCAAGAUCGCAUAUAUAGAAUCCAUGCUAACCUCCCGCGUUUUCUUCGUUACAGACUUCUAGAGACAGCUGAGGCCUUAGCAAUUCAUGACCUUAAGCCAGACCUUUGUGUACAAAAGAAGUA
Molecule: messenger RNA, 578 nt
Organism: Trichobilharzia regenti
Lineage: Eukaryota; Metazoa; Platyhelminthes; Trematoda; Strigeidida; Schistosomatidae
Source: the annotation of a GenBank genome assembly